Messenger RNA from Camelina sativa (false flax), 581 nucleotides. NCBI's taxonomy places the organism in Eukaryota, Viridiplantae, Streptophyta, Magnoliopsida, Brassicales, Brassicaceae. The record is from RefSeq and is a predicted model, not a curated record.
CUUAAAACCCUAUAAACCUCUCUCUGUGGACGAAGGUCGAUCUCACUUUUUUCUUCUUCUUCCGGGCAUCAUCUUCUCUAUCUCUUGGAAUGGCUUUCAGAAUCAUGAACAGAUCCUCCGUCUCGUCUCUCAGAUCCGCCAUCAGAUCUUCGCUUCGAAAUUCUCCUGUUGGCACCGGAUCUUCACCGGCUGCUUCAUCCGCCGGAUUUCGCAUUCCGUCUAAACCAGCUGUUUCUCCUCUUCCCAGAUUCUCUUUCUCCAGGUGUCCAUCUGAGCUUGGUUGUGUUCAGUCGCUGUUACCGCUUCACAGCACGGUGGCGGCUGCUCGGUUGACGUCUUGCCUUAGCACUACUUCCAGAAGCAGCCGAGCUCUCUCUCAGGAGAUGGGCCUUUCAGUCCCAAGGUGACCUGAUACAUUUAUGAAGAUUUUUACUACUGUGAGGAAAGUUCUUCUCGUAAACUUAGAGACAAGUUCUUUGUUUGUGACUCCAGACUCAUGUCAUUUUCUUUUUGAUUCAUGAAAAAAAAAAUGUAAUACAAUUUCACCUUUUUCCACGAGUCAUCUCCCAGAUUCAAAGCUA